AUGUCGUUUCCGCCCAAAUCCCCCAUACAAAGCAACCUAUACCUGAAAUACUCCCUGCCCACGUCACAUCACAUUACGCCAGAAACCCACAUCGGUCCUGAGGCAAAGUGCGUUGGGCUUCCUACAACCGUUGCGACGCUGGCUUCAGGCCGCAUCAUGAUCUCUAACUGGACGGCUUCGCAAGAGUUGGUCGACCAGGCCCCGCUUCUCUGUGUUGGCCAACAUCACGCUGCCCUAUCACAGUAUGACCGAGAUCUAGACAAAGGCAAAAUAAUGGCGAAGUCUCCCAAGACUAAAGACCGAGAGAGAGAUGCUGUGGAGAAGGAUAAAGAGAAGCGUCGGUACUCCCGUCCGUCCCAUGGAAAACGAACUGGCACAUCAACCAGGGACCGCGACUCCACCAUGACUUCGUCCACAUCGAGCUCUCAUACUCGAACACGCAGAUCGUCCAUGCCGGAGAUUGAUAGCAAUGCAGAUUCGGCUGCCACCUCAUUUCUCGAUUCGAGAGCAAGUCUUCCAUAUCCGGCCUUGAAUAAAGCGCAUAGCAAGGUGGCGUUAUGGGGUAAACCCGAUUCUCCACGGCAGGCAGAGAUUCCUACGCCAGAUCCUACGGACGUCGACCACCAUGAAAAUCGUGCGACUACAUCUCGAAAUGGACACCGGCAUGGAACACCACCGAGUCCACCGCUCACUGCUGAUCAACGAUCCUCAAGAGUCGGGAGCUCGAUUGGCAGCAAACAUAAGGAUAAAGAGAGAGACACCAAAGUGAAAAGCCGCAAAGAUCCAACACAGUCAACAUCUAGCCUAGGACGAAAUCCCGAAGAUGGUUCGCGAGUGAGCACAAAGUCUCCUCGAUCAAGCACCCCGAUCAAGGUCCGGCUUCGAGAUUCACCUACACCUCACCGUACAUCUAGUCACAGGACAUCAAAGUCAACGUCGCAGAGCUCCGAUCUGCCCAAGCGUGCCGCAAGUCAUAGCUCUAGAUCAGCGACACAUUCAAUCGUUCACAGCACCGACAAUAUUUCUCAAUAUACGACCGACUCUGAUGCGACAUCAAUUGCCCCGAACCAAGCCCAAGUCCCGCUGCGACCAAAAACCCAUUCACCACAGAACCGCGCACGAAAGCAUUCACCUCCGAUUGAAGUGUUCAUUGAAGAGGAAGAGUCAGUGGUCAAUGGGAACCAUGACCAAUCUUCGUCUUCGCUUCCUCCACCGCCUCCACCACCUCCACAGAUGCCUGUCGCACCACCCCGAGUAGAUUACCUGCUACAAAACGGCGGGUUGCGAUAUCCAGUACCUAAACACCUUCUCGGGGCUGGACUGCCACCGAAUGCACCCGACCACCUUCCUCAUCAGCAAAAUGCUAUUGUUCAAGCAUUUGAGCCCUAUCAUCGAUUACUAGACGAUUAUAAUAAGGUCUUGUCAAAGAAUGGAUCUCUUGCUGUAGCUACAGGUUAUCGAUCUGUAGCUCGGCGAUUACUGGACCGGUUGGAAGCUGUUUUUGCAAGAGACAUAUCGUCCGAGACUUGCCAAUGCGUGAUGUGUGAUGGCCAAGAGUCUGAUGAGAUGACUACGGGUGUCAGUUGGGGCGAGGUUUUGGAGCUGGUCUCCGGCCGACGCGAGCUACCUAGCUGGCCUCCAUUCCAUAUGCCUGCACCUACACAAGAUCAGAUUGCUCCCGGUGAAGAGCAUAUCCCCAUGCAGAAGUUGGAUAUUGACGUGCCAGAGGAAUAUCGUGAUCACUACGUCCGGCAGUCCCGAAAGACGAAACAGGCAGUUGACAAAUGGCUACUUGGACAAACAGAUUCGAACGCGCCAGAAGAAGUAGAUGAUGAGACGCUUGCAUUUGCAAUGAUGACAUAUUUAGAUACAGAACAGAGGGAUAUCUUUUGUACACUACUAGGGAUCAAAUCGUCGACCCCAGUACCGAGAAGCGCAACACCUGCUCCGCGUCCCCGUCCGGAACCUUUGAUUGCUUCUUCAUUGGCUAUACAGCGCUUGUAUCGUCUAGCCGCUCCCGCACGAGAUUCCGAGACAGCUCUCUACAUGUUGAAGAACCCGCUUAUUCAUAAUGUUCUUGCGACCCUAGCAGCAAUAAGUGAUGAUGAGUGGGAGAUUCUCAUCUCUGGACGGUUUGAUGGCUUUUUGCGAAGUGGCGCUGAGGACACUUUCAAUCCAGCACUAUCUGCCAGCCGCGCGGGGACUCCUUUUGUCAUACCCUCGUCACGGGGACCGACACCUUUCCAAAUGGAUCCAAUUCAUCGGCCCAUGAGCCAGCCGUACGGUUCGACCAUUUCUGCCUCAUAUGGCGCACCAAUUGGACUAGAUGAAGACAUGGAAAUUGCGGUGCUGGCCGAGAUUGAGAAAGAUAUAUUUCAGAGCAUGGAAGCGCUCGAGGAUGCAUUCGAAGCACUACACUGCAAAGCCGAAGCUGUCCGACGUGCACUACGUGAACGAGGAGCCGGAUUGUCGGUUGCUAAUCAAGCCCGUCGAGGUUCUUCUACAAAUCUUGACGCCCGAUUAGGCACCCCCGCAUCCAUGGCGGGAAGCCUUUGGGAGAAUGCUCUGGACGAAGACGACGGAAUAGACGAUGACAUGUCCCUUGCCCCCGAUGACUCGGCAAGUAAUAUCAGUUCGAAUCGACGUCGUCGUCCAAAACGGCGAAAUGAGCGACGUACUCCCGCGCCUGUGGAAGAGGAGGAUGAGGAAGAAGAUGAUUAUGACGCGCGGCGGAUGCGACGCAGGUAGUUCUCGGCUUUUUGUUUAUGAUCUCGGAACCAGUCCAUCAUGAUAAUGACAGCGAUACGUUAUGCAUUCAAAUGAGUGAUGAUACCAAGAUCAUCAGAUUAUAUCCAUGCUAUUACGUUUUUGGUCUUUCUUGCUAUGUUGUGCAUUUGAAAAGACAGUUGGGCCUCUGCAUUAAAAGGGUUCUGGUUCAUAGUGAAUACCUACCUCCUUCAUGGUUUCGUAACCCUGAUUAACAUGAUUUAUCAGUCUGUCCCGUCAAUCAGAA
Talaromyces stipitatus ATCC 10500 is the source of this 3013-nucleotide messenger RNA. RefSeq lists its product as uncharacterized. NCBI's taxonomy places the organism in Eukaryota, Fungi, Ascomycota, Eurotiomycetes, Eurotiales, Trichocomaceae. Gene Ontology annotation, cellular component: nucleus. Gene Ontology annotation, molecular function: DNA binding. The transcript has 4 exons. Bases 1 to 2748 code for a protein of 915 amino acids. The record is from RefSeq and is a predicted model, not a curated record.